AAUAGAAACUUGGGAGCUUGCAUUUUUCUUUGGUGUUCUUUUCAUCUCGAGAUCAAUCAAAUGGGUAUCAAUCCUCAGGAAGCUAUCAAGAAGCUCAGAGCUCUGAUGGAUCGAGUUGAUCAGCCAAUGAAGAAAUCCUUUCAGAAUGUACAUCAAGGAUUCAUAACUGAAACGCUAGAACGAUUCUUAAAGGCACGAGAAUACGAUGUUGCCAAGGCCCAUAAAAUGCUGGUGGACUGUUUAAAAUGGAGGGUAGAAAACGAGAUUGACAAUGUAUUAAGAAAGCCUAUACUUCCUGCUGAUGUCUACAGAGCAGUGAGAGAUUCACAGCUUGUGGGACUUUCAGGUUACUCGAAAGAGGGCCUUCCUGUAUUUGCCAUUGGCGUUGGACUCAGCGCAUUAGACAAAGCAACUGUAAGUAUUCGGGUUCAAUUCAUUUUCUAUAGGAAUAAUUUUGGGCCAUCCUGUGAAUUUCGAUGCCACAAACAGCAGCCUAGACUAUUGAAAAUCUGUAUUUCAAAAACCUGUGAGAAAUUGAGAAGCUUGUUGAGUUUACUAACCGGUGUUUUAAUCUCUUCACAGGUGAAUGAUUAUGUGCAGUCGCACAUACAAAUCAAUGAGUAUCGGGAUCGUGUUAUUCUGCCUUCAGCAUCAAAAAAGUAUGGACGGCCCAUCACCACCUGCGUGAAGAUUUUAGAUAUGACUGGACUGAAACUUUCAGCACUUGGCCACACAAAGUUACUGACAAUUUUAUCAACCAUUGAUGAUUUGAACUACCCAGAGAGAACAACUGCUUACUACAUUGUAAAUGCACCUUACGUCUUUUCAUCCUGUUGGAAGGUUAUCAAGCCUCUCUUACAUGAAAGGACAAGGAAAAAGGUUCAAGUGCUACCAGGCUGUGGGAAAGAAGAGCUGCUGAAGAUAAUGGAUUAUACAUCUCUUCCACAUUUCUGUAAACGAGAGAGCUCGUUGUCCUCCCGAUCAUCGGCUCGGCAAGGAGGCAAUAAUUGCUAUUCAUUGGACCACCUUUUUCAUCAACAGUUAUACAACUACAUCAAGCAACAAUCCUUGAUCAAUGAACCUGUUGAACCAAUUAGAAAAGGAUCUUUUCAGGUGAAUCUUCAGGUGCCAGCAUCCAAAAGCAAAGGAACGGCUAAAACUAUUGAAACUGAGUUACGUAAGUAUGGGAAUAGGCUUUCUGAUACACUGAUUGAACUCGAAAUAAUGUAAUGAUUGAAGCAACAUCAACUUUUGAGAUGAAUUUCUUUCAUUAAUGGUGCAUAUUCCUUCAUUGAGGAGAUGAUGGAAAGGAAAAAUUUGGUUUUACUGAUUCUAACACUAUAGCCCUAUGGACAGUCCCAGUUUCAUGAUGGUGACAUCCAUAGUCUUGUUGAAAUCCACCACUAAAGUAAUAGAGAGUGAUUUCAAAUGAUGUAUCUUGAAACGUGCCUCGUUGUAAUAUAAAGUGCGCUUCUAUAUAGGUUUUUCGGGCUAAUUUUCCAAUUUA
Messenger RNA from Cucumis melo (muskmelon), 1507 nucleotides. Its product is annotated as SEC14 cytosolic factor. The record is from RefSeq and is a predicted model, not a curated record. The transcript is spliced from 10 exons. The coding region runs from base 61 to 1230 and encodes 389 amino acids. Lineage: Eukaryota; Viridiplantae; Streptophyta; Magnoliopsida; Cucurbitales; Cucurbitaceae.